GGGUGAGUUGUAAUCCCUAAAGGAUGGGUCAGGUGGAGGUCUAGACUUGUUUGAUGAAGAUCACUGGAAUUCUAUACCAACAGAUCAAAUAAGUGACAAGUUUGCUCAAUACAGAAAGCUAACGACCACCAAGAUCCAGGAUUUAGAAGAGCAGCUUCAGUUGACCACAGCCAAAACUAAACGUAAGGUGGCCACACUCAAGGACCAGUUUCAACAACACAAGACCAAAUGGGAUGCUGAAAGAAAGGUUUUAAUAGAGCAGGUGGACCAGACUCUCAGGCUACAGAAAGAUGCAGAGAAGGAGGCUGAUGCUGCACUGAAUCAACUGGAAGAAUUCAUCACUGAGCAAGAAAAAAUUGAAUAUGAAGAAGAAAGCAAGCGUAAAGACAUACAGACUGGUGCCAGCCUGCAGGACAGUGCCAGUCCUGUCCAGAUGACCACUGUCCAGACACCAGGCUCCCCCAAGACAUCCUCCAGCACCACCUUGAACCCUGACUCUGAGCAAGAGCUCCUGAGGCUGAUGCAACAGACAGAUGAUGCCAAGGUGCGAGAGAUGAACGCCCGGCUAGGCACAUGUGUGUCUGCCCCCCCUACUCUUGAUGUGGACUCUCCCAAUGCUCUCAAAUCUCAGCAGGUCAAUUCAUCUGAGCAGGACACAUCAGCACAGGGUUCAUUCACUGAGCUUCCAUUGUUGAAUAUUUCUGAGCAGACUUAUGACAACUCUGCUUCACCUGGAUUAAUUAAUCUUCCUGAGCCUGUUCUAGAAUCUGUAGUUGAAAGUAUGGACCAGCCAGCAACAGAACUUGUUGACCUUGACCCUGCCACAUUGGCAGUAAAGUCUGACAGUACAGAUGUAUUAGCCAGAGAAAAUUCACCUGAAGACAAACAUGAAGCACUAGGUUCACAGUUAAGUCACAGUAAAGAUAAUUCUGCUGUAAGCUUUAGUCCCGUCAAAGACAGGAGAGAAUCUUUGAAGAUAGUUGAUAAAGAGAGCAUUGACAGGGACUCAACUCUGGGUGAAUUUGACCCUCUGAGGGACACAGUUUCAGAUAUGUCUGACCGUACUCCAUCCUUGGACUCUGUGAAACAAACAUCCGCUGGCGGCCACACAGGGAAGCUAAGGGCCAGACUGGCUAAGUCCCUGUCAUCUGUGGAAGUUUCUAAAGUGGAUGGCACAACAGAGGAGGAAAUUAGGGCAUCUUCAGCACAGAGCAGGGCAUCACUCAGGCACCAGUACAAGGUGAAACUAGGAGAGGCCAAACUUGCAGCAGAAGAUCGCAGGUCCAAAUCACCAGCCAUCCAGCUGACUACACAGAUCACCAUUGAUGAUGACCUGAUACUUGAAGAGGAAGAGGAUGAUGAAUUUGGUGACUCAUCAGUGAUUGACACAAGCACCUCACCCCUACCAGAACACAAAAGUGUAUCCCGUCUAUCCAGCCUACCCAACCAAGAAUCCAAGGAUCCAUCCGGCAUCCAGAAACUUCUCUCUGCCCAGAGAGUCCAGAAGAUAAUUACGAAAGGUAUCUCACUACUAGAACACCCCCUGUUGAAAGAGUACCUCAAGGUCUAUGAUGGUGUCCUAGGCUUUAAAGAUGCUGUGGGGAAAAUUUUCCUAGAUAAAGAUUAUAUGUCAGCUCACCAGAUGAUGUCUGACCUUGAGGCUGUGACCUUUGACCGAACUAAAAAAGCCAUGCCACAGAUAGAGGAACUCACUCAAAAUGUUCUCUAUGUUUUGGAGGAAGUUAGCUCCCUUGUAAACAGUGUACUUGUGUUUGAGAGGGAGCCCCCUGUUUCAGCACUGAAUGCCUUCUCAAGGGAGACAACCCAGCAACCACCAAAUGAAUUUUCCCAGGACCAGGAGUUGUCCCCCUCCCUGCCCAAAGACAGCUCAGUUGUCUCCCUGCAGACCAGCAACUUGUCAGACCAGCUCCACAUCAAGGAGCUUCAGGACCAGUACAUGCAGCUGCAACAACAGCUUGAAGAGGAUCGCAGAAAUCAUCAGGAACAGAUACAGCACAACACUGUGGUCAUGAUGGAGAUGCAGGAAACAAUAAAUGAUCUUCAGAGAGAGUUGUCUUCCCUUGAAAAGUCUCCCAUGAGAACUAAGUCUGCCUUGUCUAAUGGCAGAGGGGCUAAUGUGUACCACAAGUCUCCAUCUCCUGAAGCCUCUGUCAUGUUCACCAGACUUGACUCUGAGAGAAAUGCCAAGAUCAUGAAGAAGGCUGUCAUGACUGAUAAACUGGACCCUGAGAAAUACAAGGAAGCCGUUUCUCGUAUGGAUGAAUAUGUAAGCCUUCCAGCUCAGCGAUUUGUACAUCUUGUACAAAAAUAUGUCCAUCAUAUGAGAAUGAAAGAAAUUGAAGAGAAAGUCAAGAACAGCAGCAGCAUAGAUGGUGAGGUCUAUCAAGUCCUCAACAAGAUGGAGAAUUUACAGAACAAGAGAGCCAAGCAGUGGGCCAAGAAGAUGGAUGAGAUGGGACUAGAGAGGCUCAAGCUGGCCAACCUGCUGAUGGACACACUGGACAACAUUGAGCAGGAGUCUGGUCUCUUCCUCAUCAAGCCCAUGUACUCGUACCACGCCAGAGAAGCGAGGCCUGUCUAUGGCAGGAAAAGGACAGUUGCCACAAAGCUGCGUCAAAGUGUCGUCCAAACAAAAGAUACGGGCGGCUCAUUUAUACCUGCACCAACCCCAGCCAACAACUUUAGGCACAUCCGUCAUGACCAUCUUCAACAGUUGGUUGCGACAUCCUCUGACAAAAGAGUUCCUGACCCUGUUUAUGACAACAGACAGGUCAAGGUCACUGGCAAUGGAAUGACAUCUUCACUGAGCUCUGCUAAAGGGAUGUGGAACAUGCAAGCAUCACACUCCUGGAAUUAUAAAGAUGACAUAAUUAAUUCCCUCAACACACCCAGAAUCCUAGAACUUGACAUCAACAGAAUGUUAAUUGGUCAAAAUAACAUAAGCACCAAAGUACCAUUUCCCCAAAGUGAAGACAGACUGGUCAACGCCCACCAGAACACCCUGCGGUCCUAUGUAACAGUCAACAGACCCACAGCCCCCCUGGGUGGGGACACAACAGAAAGACGGCCAUCUUCAGGGCGAGACUCAGCCAGUUCUGGGGGCUCGUCAAAGUCCAGUAAAAGAGUGGUCAUCUCUGAGGUGGACCGGGAGAUCCCAGCGGCCAUGCCAGCAGCUGCCCCACUCCCUCCCAUAGCGCCAGUCUCUGGUCCCAGAGAGGACUCGCAGGAUUCCCUCGGCAGCAGUACAGAACCCCCUCGCAGUCCAGCUGGGUCGUCCCUACACCCAUCAGCCCAUGACCCCCACUCCAGACAGUCAGGACGCUACUCCACACCAACAGACACAGACAACGAGAUGUGAUUCUCAUCCAAGGGAUUUAACCCCAGCCUGUCUGCUCGCCUCCCCUGGCUAUAGGUGUCAGAUGGUAGUCAAAACUUGUCAUAGAUUUCAAGAUUAGCAACUCUUAAAACCCAUGUCAAAAUGUCUUGUGUACAAAAAUAUUUUUGUCUGGUGGCAAAACUGCUGAAGGUGACUGUUUUUAGAACUACUAGUGAUACAAAUUUUUACCAUAGGGACUACUGGUGAUACAAUGUUUACCACAGGAAUUACUGGUGAUACAAUGUUUACCACAGGAAUUACUGGUGAUACAAUGUUUGCCACAGGUGAUAUGAUGUUUACCAUUACAUGAACCUCAUUUCUUUAGUUUACACAUCUCUGUGAUACAAAACUUUUACUUGCCAAUAAAUAUUGAUUUUAUCAACU
Molecule: messenger RNA, 3781 nt
Organism: Physella acuta
Lineage: Eukaryota; Metazoa; Mollusca; Gastropoda; Physidae
Source: RefSeq, a predicted model, not a curated record